Messenger RNA from Penicillium antarcticum, 4881 nucleotides. RefSeq lists its product as uncharacterized. The record is from RefSeq and is a predicted model, not a curated record. Bases 1 to 4881 code for a protein of 1626 amino acids. Gene Ontology annotation, molecular function: nucleotidase activity. Gene Ontology annotation, biological process: pyrimidine nucleobase metabolic process; nucleotide catabolic process. The transcript is spliced from 6 exons. Lineage: Eukaryota; Fungi; Ascomycota; Eurotiomycetes; Eurotiales; Aspergillaceae.
AUGUAUCGUUCGUUUGUGCCUGGGGUUCUUCGACCGGUGACUGUCCCUAGAUUCUCUCCUGCUUUCCUGCCUCUGCGAUAUCGCAAUAUUAGAUCGAUGGCGACCAACGGCGCAAAUGGAGUUCGUGACUCACGGCCGAUCUUCUUCUUCGAUAUUGACAACUGUGUAACUCUAUUCCAAAGGUUGGAUCACUUACUUCGGGUUAUUGGAGCUCUGACUGACUGGUAUACGCGCUUAGCUUGCAAUAUCCACGAUGAAAUGCAAAAGUUGAUCAAUUUAUUCUUCAUGAAGCAUCUUGAUCUUACAACGGAAGACGCCCACAUGCUGCACCAGAAAUAUUACAAAGAGUAUGGAUUAGCCAUUGAAGGCCUUACCCGCCACCAUAAGAUUGAUCCGCUUGAAUUCAACUACGAAGUUGAUGACGCUUUACCUCUUGAUGCUAUCUUGAAGCCCGAUCCCAAGUUGCGCAAACUGCUCGAAGACCUGGACACAACUAAAGUGAAACCGUGGUUGCUCACGAAUGCCUAUGUAAACCACGCGAAGCGUGUGGUAAAGCUUCUCGGCGUUGAAGACCUGUUCGAAGGUAUUACAUACUGCGACUAUGGACAGCUGCCAUUAGUUUGCAAGCCGAGCCAGGACAUGUACGCUAAGGCGGAGAAGGAAGCCGGCGCCCCUUCAACAGAAAGCUGCUAUUUCGUUGAUGACUCCCACCUGAACUGUGUCCAUUCGACUGCCCGGGGCUGGACUACAGCUCACUUGGUGGAACCCGGGAUUCCCAUACCAUCCAACCCGGCAUCGAAGUACGUGAUCUCCAAUCUCGAAGAGCUACGGUUGGCUAAUGGACGACAUGCGACGGUGCGCUUCAUCGGUACCACCCAUUUUGCGGAAGCAGAAUGGAUAGGCCUCGAGUUGGACGACGCAACCGGAAAGAAUGAUGGUGCAGUGCAAGGAGAGCGAUAUUUUAAUUGCGAGCCUGGGUACGGCAUGUUUGUUCGACCAUCAAUCAUUGGAAAGGUUGUUCAACGACAACCGCUGCGGGAGAGUAAACAAACCACCAAACCGGCUGUCAACGCCGCCGGCACCAAAGCGCCUCAGGCUGCUGGCUUGCGGAAGCAACCUGGACUGCCUCCCACAGCAGUCAGACGACAAAGUACCAGCGCAAACUCAACUCCUACCCCAGCGCCGAGGGGUGCCGCAGCUCGCCCGUCUCUUAGAUCGCCCACCAAAUCUCCGACGAAACAACUAGGCACUGCCCGUCCGUCAAUCGGGACUACCACUGCUCCACGUACAUCUACCGUGGGAUCAACCCGACCCCGAGGAACUACCACAAGCAGAACCUCUAUAGGCUCUGCUGCAGCGCUUAAUGCUCCAAAAACCGCGCGACCAUCAGUAUCCGGGCAAGCCACCCGGACAUCACGACCAAGCUCGCAAACUGCGACACGCGCAACAGGCCCCGCGGCACCAAAGGCUACCACAGCAAGGCAGAUCGGUGCCAACAAGGCAUCCGAUGAAAGGAGCAGCCGUACAGGUGGGCAAUCUGGGAACACAACCGAUCUUGAGUCACCAAACACUGAAGGAGAGGCUGCGCCAAGUGGAGGAGCGGCGCCCAAGACUUCUCGACAGUCGAUGACUGCCACUCGUCAAACAACCACACGCUCUGGAGCCCUGGCAUCUUCGUCUCAACGUCAAGUCUCGAAUGCGGCAGUGAACCGAGAAAUUGAGGAGCUCCAGCUGAAGCUUAAUCAGAUGGAGAAGAAACGAGUGGAGGACAGGGAGAAACUCAAGACCCUCGAGCAAAUACAGACCGAGCGCGACAAGUUUGAAUCGAUCAUUCAGAAGCUGCAAGCCAAAUAUCAACCGCAGCAGAUGGAGGUCACGGAACUUCGCAAAAAGCUCAAAGACACCGAAGCUCGUUUCGAUGAAUUGGACCGGAUUCAGGCCGAGCAUGAAUCGCUCAUGGAAAUGGCUGCUCUUGACCGCGAGAUGGCGGAGGAGACAGCUGAGGCCUUCAAGCAUGAGUGUGAAGCUAUUCGAUCAAAGAUGGAAGAACUGAAUCUGGAGGUGGAGGUUCUUCGAGAGGAGAACGAAGAAUUCAGUCAGGUUACAAGCCCGGAAGAGAGAUCUAGCCAUGGAUGGCUCCAGAUGGAGAAAACCAAUGAACGUCUUCGCGAAGCUCUUAUUCGUUUGCGAGAUAUGACUCAACAGCAGGAAUCAGAUCUCAAGGCCCAGAUCAAAGAGUUGGAAGAGGACCUCGAGGAAUUCUCCGCUGUAAAAUCUGAUUAUGAGGCCGCCAAAGAGAAGCUCUUGAUACUAGAGACCAAUGUGGAGGAUCUCAAGCAGCAGCUGGAGACUGCGCUCGGCGCCGAAGAAAUGAUCGAAGAGCUGGCAGACAAGAACAUGCGCUACCAGGAAGAGAUCAAUGAGCUUAAAGCUGCCAUUGAGGACUUGGAAUCUCUCAAGGAGAUCAGCGACGAGAUGGAGUACACCCAUAUCGAAACCGAGAAACAACUUCAGGAGGAGAUCGACUACCGGGAAGGCGUGUUCGGUGACCAAUGUCGAAAGAUUAACCAACAGGACGAGGUCAUUGAAGAUCUUGAAUACACACUGUCUCGCUUCAGAGAAUUGGUGACGAACCUACAGACUGAUUUGGAAGACAUGCGGGCAAACCAACAGAUCUCCGAGGCGGAGGCCACCGAUCUCACCACGCGGUCUCGGGCGAUGAUGGAUCUAAACAUGAAGCUGCAAGCUUCUGCAUCGAAGGCUCAGACCAAAUCUAUCGACAUGGAAUUGAGCCGAAUGGAGUCGGAGGAAGCUGCACAGCACCUUGCGAUGGUCAAGCUCUAUCUGCCAGAAUAUUUCGACGGCGAGAGAAACUCUGUACAGGCUUUACUCCGAUUUAAGCGUGUCGGAUUCAAGGCCACUGUUAUCAGCAGCACGCUUCGCGACCGGGGCUCAGAGAAUGCAGCACUCUUGGGGCAGGAAGAAGUUUUCAAGGCUCAUGAGGUGCUGGAACAUCUGAUGUGGAUCUCAAAUGUGUGUGAUCGGUUUGUGAACUUCAUCACAACCUGUUCCCCCGAACAAUUCGGAAACAUCAAGAUUGCAAUGUUUGAAAUGGAGCCAGUCGAGCGCACUUUGAAUUUCUGGAUCGAGAACGCGAAGAAGAAUGAAGUGAAUCUUCCAAAGCUCGCCACGGAAUUACAGCGAUCUAUCGCUCUUAUUGCGCACUUGGCCGAAACCCUUCUUCCUUCCAGCCUCGAGAUCUUUGCCGAUGAAUUGUGUAUGCGUGCCCACUUGUCCCAGUCAUACCUUGAUCAUGCUGGCACUGCAAUUGCGCGCCUCAAGCUGAUCAUCAAGGCCAAAAUGGUUACCUCGGAAGAGGGCAGCGAGGAAGAAUCGUUUGCUCUUAACAAACUCGACUCCUUUGUUUCUCAGGCUCGCGGGUGCAAGGUUGCAAUGAGCAAGAUCUGCCGGUCUCUCGACGAUCUACAAUCCAGGUCCCUGGCCCUUCCGAAGGAGGCUGAUGAGCCCUUCAAAAAUGCCGAGACCAGCUCCAAGCAACUUUCAGAAUUCGCUCGGGCACUCGGUGAGAACAUUGCAACCCUUACCAGCGAUGAAUCUCGUACAAAGGCUUUCAGCUUGGAGGAAAUACUGGAUUGUUUGUCGCAGGCUUCUGCAUCAUUUGCCCCAUCUUCCGAAACCCCCGAAGAGAGCAACGACCCUGUUUCGUUGCUGCUCAGUAAACUGCGUGAGCUGAGCGGUCAAUUCGAGGAGUUGGAUCAUCUCUCGUCGGACUUGUCUCGCACAACCGAAUUCGAGAGAGGCGCCAAUCCUUGGAUUGCUCGUGCAGAGGAGCUGAAGUCCAACAAAACGAUCUCUCCGGAUGCUGAUGAAGAGAUUCGUCGAUUGAAGAAUGAAAUCCACGAGGCAUCUGCUGCACUUGGCGUGAAAGACACCACGCUUGAGGAACGAGGCCUAAAGAUCGAGCACCUCGAAUCCAGGAUGCGCGAAGCAAGCAAGAAGGCAGCCCUGGUCAAAGACCUGGAGGCUCAAAUCGAGCAAAUCCAGGAAGCAGAAAGGGAACUAGAGGAGACCGUCGAAAGGCAGAAGAAAGAGCUUCAGGCCGCCGAAACCGAGCGAGACGAGUAUAUGACCCGUCUUGAACGCAUGAAGCGCAUGUCCGGCACAGCUGGUGUGAAGACUACCGGCGAUGGCGUCGUAAUCGACAGUGAGGCUUCCCUAGCAGCAAUGCAAGAAAACGAGUCCCUGCGCGCGGAAGUAGAAAGCCUCCAAGCAGCCGUUCGUUUCCUGCGCGAAGAGAACCGCCGCUCAAACAUCCUCGACCCAUACUCCGUCCAGCGCUCAACAGAAAUGCACUCCUGGCUCGAUAUGCCCCUCACGCGCGCCAGCCCAACACUGGAACAAGAAAAAAUCCAACGCACCGCCCUCGAAAGCAGAGAUGUCAUGUCACACCUCCUCAAGCUGACGAAGGAGUCGCACGUCCCAGAUCUCAAAUCCACAAUGGGUCGCCCUGCCAGCGGCGACGACAACACUGCCAACCGUACCACAUGGCGUCCAUCCAAGACUCGUCUCCGAUACCAGGUUCUCCAGCAACGCGAGAACUUCGAGCACUGGGCCGAAUGGCGUGACGAGAUUGUCAACCACGAGCGUGAGCAGGACCGUUUAGCAGCCGCUAAGCAGGAACGUGCACUCCGUGAUCGAGUUUCUAGACAUGCCCAUAAGGGUUCUGUUGAAUUUCCUCAGGGCCUGGGUCAUGGUAUGAUGGGUCGAGCAUGGCAGAUACUAGGGAUGCAGAAGCACCGCAAGAAUGCAUCUAUCAGUGCUCCUGCGCCGGACGGUGUGGAGAUCGUAUCUACCGAUUGA